This is a messenger RNA of Clonostachys rhizophaga, 1419 nucleotides long. Lineage: Eukaryota; Fungi; Ascomycota; Sordariomycetes; Hypocreales; Bionectriaceae. The record is from the annotation of a GenBank genome assembly.
AUGUACGCCGCAGGCUAUGGCUUUGGGAACGCUGCUCCUAAUUUCAACGCCGGCGCCCCACAACAACCCGGAGGGCAACAGCAGCAGCACCUCAUGUACAACCAGCAACAACAGUUCGCCGGCAUGGCUCCCCAGGCUGCCUUUGCGCCGGGAGCCAACGCCCAGAUGAUGCCUGGUGGCUCUGCGGGCAUGAUGCAAAACGCAGGCAUGCCCCAUAUGGGAGCGAAUGGCCAGAUGCCCAACUAUCAGCAACAAUUCGCCGGCAAUCCGUACGGUCAGGUCAUACCGCCUGGAAUGACACCUCCCAAUUUCAAUCAAAACAACUUCAUGAUGGCCGGCGGCGCCAUGCAGGGAUUUCCCAUGAACCAGUCCGGGAUGCCUCAGCAUCAGCAGCAGCAACCGCAACCGAAUCAGCAACAGCAACAAGCCCAGCAUCAGCAGCAGCAGCAGAUGCUACAGCGACUAGCUCAGCAGCAAGGUCAUUCAUCGAUGAAUCAGAUGUCGAGUCCUCAAAGACCGCCCAGUGCCGCCCAGUCCACGCCAACCAAUGCCCUCCCAUCCCAACAAGGUCAAUUCCAACCGCCGCCGCCGCCUCAGCAGCAACAGCAGCAACAACCACAGCCUCAGCAACCUCAUCAACCUCAGCAACCGCAGCAGCAACCAUCGCAGCCUCAACAGCAGCAGCACCAAACCCCGACGCCUGCACACGCACAAACACCAACUAGUUUCCAACCACAGAGUGCCGAUGGGGUGACGCCAAGCACGCCCAGCUUCCCUCCAAACCCCGUCAGCCAGCAAGCCACGCCUACUGGAACAGGAACAGAGGCUCGCGACAACCAGAGAUUUACGUUGCUACUUGAUAUCAACCACGAGCUCCUAUAUGAGUCAAUCCAAAUCCAGAAGUCCCAGGUAGAGCUGAAAAAGGAGCUCGCCGCUGAGGGUAAGGCAGCUCCGGACCAGAAAUUAAACGAAGAGCAAGCAGCCCUGCAGCAAGACUAUGUCCAAUGCAUGCGCCGGCUGCAAACCAACUUAUCAUAUUUAGCAACGCUAGCAGAUCGCAAACCCGAUACCAAACUGCCUCCCUGCCCUGCACAUAUGACGCCGCCCCCUUUGAACUUAUCCAUUAAGCUACGAGCGCCCCCAUUCGUUCCCGAAGGAGUCGAUUCCAAGGUCGAUCCUGUCACAGAUCGAGAAGAGCGGGAUGCGGACAUCAAAGAUCUAUAUGCACGUCUACAAGCCUGCUUUCCGGGAAUUGAUCCUACCAAAGAACCUGCGCACCGCCAAGGUGUGGCGCAACCACAAAAACCGACCACCAUGGGGAAUCCCCAAGCAGCAGUCUCCAAUCCCAAUCCUCAAAACGCACACCAUGCAAAGAUGGGCAGUUUACCAUCUGCGAAUUACAGCGGGAUGGGCGCAUAA